AUGUCUCUGCGCUUAUCUCUCAAGCCUCAGGUCUCGCUUAUUAACACGGAAUUCAGCUAUUGGGGGGGGGGGAGGGGGAAGAACUAUCAUAUUGAACUAGUAUUUGUCGAUGGACACAGUUGGUUAGGGCGAAUUCGGAGAUCCAAUGUCACUUCUCCGCCAGCAGAGUUGCGAGAUUAUAUCCUGCGCAGCGAAGUCUCAACUCUGCGCUUUUUGAGUGCGACUUCAAUUCCAGUACCAGAAGUGCUCGAGUACAACUUCUGUGAAAACAACCCUGUUGGCGUUGGGUACAUUCUCAUGGAAAGGUUGCCUGGAAACUCUUUGCGUUGGUCGCUUGCCACUCCUGAGCAAAGAAAGAAGGUAACUACUCAGCUUUCAAAUAUUAACAUGGGAUUGAAGACUCAUCCUUUCGCUAUGACUGGCUCUAUGUACGAUCCUGGGAUCCAUGAUGUUGGGCCAUUCGCUCCUGAACUAUUGUGGUUCCAAGAUGAAAGCGCUCGGUCCUUAUUCCUCCACAAAGGAAAGGAAUACUUCACCGCAUAUAUUCAAUUGAUCCUGGAUCUGAUAUACAGACAGAAGUUGUACGCUGAUCGGGCGGUUGAUGCAUUCUUGGUUCAUCAUUUUCUCCUCAAAAUAGCCCCGAAGGCCUGCUCUCUAAGUCAUACUGACGACGAGAAGUUUUACUUGAAACAUGCGGACGAGAAAGGAGAACAAAUACUUGUUGAUAAUGAAUUCAACAUUACAGGAAUCAUUGACUGGGAGUGGGCACACACCGAUUCAAAGUCAGGGGCAUUCAAUUCGCCGAUUGUUCUACUACCGGUUGCUGAUUUUUAUGCGUGCGAAAAUUCUAUUGGCGAGGACGAAGAGUUUUUCGCUAAAUGUUUUGAAGCCAAUGGGCAUCCGCAUCUUGCCAUGAUAGUCAGGAAUGGUAGAAUCAUCCACAAGUUCCGAUUUUGUUGUGGCUACGAUCUUAGUGAUUGGAAAGUAUUUCUCGGGCUAUUUGGCGGUCUCCUCGCCGCCAUAGGGGGCACUGAAGAUUUUGAUUGGGUUACCUGGAGAGUAGAGGCUCUGGUGCGCUAUCAAGAGGAUCACCAACUGCAUCAAGUAACCGAAAAAUACAAUGAGAAUUAG
Penicillium manginii is the source of this 1131-nucleotide messenger RNA. RefSeq lists its product as uncharacterized. The transcript is spliced from 3 exons. NCBI's taxonomy places the organism in Eukaryota, Fungi, Ascomycota, Eurotiomycetes, Eurotiales, Aspergillaceae. The record is from RefSeq and is a predicted model, not a curated record. Bases 1 to 1131 code for a protein of 376 amino acids.